UGUUCGGAGACUCGAAGCAAGAAAAAUGAAACUACUUAUUCUUCUUGGAUUCUGCUUAGUUGCCGCCUCGGCAUAUACGGAUACCGCCACUACAGGGCAAAGGAGUUACGGCCUGUACGACCCUUACUACCGACCGUAUUACGGCCCCUAUAAUUACGACUACUAUUAUUAUUACCGACAGCCCAGCUACUACUACGGCAAGAAUCCCUACUACUAUUACAACUACGGGGCUCCUGAAUAUUACUACUCAAACUAUUACAAUCCUUACUACUACCGUUAUGGCUACUACCAACCUGGAUACAGCAACCCUGGCUACUAUUACGGUGACAAGUCUUACAACUACAACUCCGGAUACUACAACCCUGGCUACUACUACGGUGAUAAGUCAUACUACUACAACUCCGAAUACUACAACCCUGGCUACUACUACGGUGACAAGUCCUACUACAACUCCGGAUACUACAACCCUGGCUACUAUUAUGGAGGCAAGGCCUACGGAAAAGGCGAUACGACCCCAUACAGAUCUAGCUACGGACACUCUGGCCACGAAGAUAAUUACAACAUCCCAUUAUACUACGCUCCUGGAUACAAUCAAGGAUACGCAACUUACUCCAAAGACUACCCAUCAUUGACUCAAGAAUAUUACGCAAAACAAAAACUCCUAGAAACUCAAUAAGGUCAACUUGAGAAUUCUAGCAAAUCCGCACCGACCAUGCAGAAUAACGGACCAAAAGAUAUCAUGAACUAA
Messenger RNA from Melitaea cinxia (Glanville fritillary), 748 nucleotides. Its product is annotated as prisilkin-39-like. The transcript is spliced from 17 exons. The record is from RefSeq and is a predicted model, not a curated record. NCBI's taxonomy places the organism in Eukaryota, Metazoa, Arthropoda, Insecta, Lepidoptera, Nymphalidae. The coding region runs from base 26 to 676 and encodes 216 amino acids.